UGAUUUCGUGAGCGCACUCCAAUUGGCAGCAUCUUCACUACAGCGCCGGCGCGUCAUCCUCAGUUCACAUCGACGGAACGAGUUGUAAGCAAAUGAGAACAUGUGUGGGAUCUGAGAGAGUGAGAAAAGGCAAAGGGGGGAUAGAGAGGGGAGCAAGAGGAGGUGCGAUAAAAGCCAAUUUUGUCAUCCUGACAAGUGGAUACGAGAUUUGAUUGUUGGACUAUUUUUUUCUUUAUAUUUUUCAGACUGGGAAUUUAUCGAUUCGCCACAUGCGCACGCCUCUUCAUUAUAAUUGCAGACAGUUGGGUGCUGUUCAGGCUGAAUGGACUUGAAUGUGCCGCUGCCAGCUUAAUCCGUGCAGACUGGAAGAUUUAAUAAUUCACGGUAAUAACGCAUUAUCGCCUCGGUGGAUGCUCUCUACACAGCCCUGUUGAUUUUUUUCUCUCCUCUCUUCUCUUUCCUCAUUCUUCCCGUUGUCUUCUGGAGGAUUUAUCGACGACUGCUUUGCAAAUAUGCUCCUUAUCUGAAAUAUCAUCUGUUGCUGCAACUGAAUUGAAAAGCCCCCAUGACUGGCUCUGACACGCGUUUGAGACUGACUGUCUUGAGGUGAUGUGGACUGUUAAAUAAGAGGCAUUUCAAUCCCCGUUUGAUAUUUUACUUCAGGUAAAAUGGACGAAAAAUUAUUAUUACUUUUAUUACUACUCUUAUCUCUCCACGCGAAGCUGUGAUUUUCUCUUGUAUCCAUCAUGAUCCUUCUACUCUGUUGAAUUGCCUCUCAUUGAUUCGGACUGUAUAAGCUUCAUAACCGUAUUACAAGGCGAAUUUCAACCUGAAGUGAUAUUAAGGACAGUGGGAUACGGGAAAUCGUGGAGGUAUUUCCCUCCCUUGCUUUUCCAUUUGAUUUAUUCCAUUCCAACUGAAGGGUAAAUGUUGAUGAUGGAGGACGACGAAUUAGACGCUCAUCAGGUUGAUUCGGAUUUCGAGCCGCAAAGCCGGCCUCGCUCGUGCACCUGGCCGCUGCCUUGCCCGGAGGAUUUCCCCGGCGGACACGAGGUCAACGGGGGUCUUCCGCUGGCCAACAUCAAGGUGGAACCGGAGGACGUCCCGGCUUGCAGAGCCGGGCUCGUGGGCGGAACGCCGGGAGAGCUGAAGCAUCCAGCCGGCGCCCCGGCACCCACAGGCGCGACGCACCCAUGCCUGGCUGGCGCGGCGCUCGAUGUGACCGGACCGCUGCGCAAAGCCAAGUCCUCGCGGCGGAACGCGUGGGGGAACCAGUCCUACGCGGAUCUCAUUACCCGCGCCAUUGAGAGCACCCCUGAAAAGAGACUCACGCUGUCACAGAUAUACGACUGGAUGGUCCGUUAUGUGCCCUAUUUCAAGGAUAAGGGCGACAGUAAUAGCUCAGCUGGCUGGAAGAACUCCAUCCGACACAACCUAUCCCUCCACACACGCUUUAUCCGGGUGCAGAAUGAAGGGACGGGGAAGAGCUCCUGGUGGAUGCUGAACCCAGAUGGAGGGAAGAUGGGCAAGGCCCCGCGUCGGCGGGCAGUCUCCAUGGACAACAGCACCAAAUACCUAAAAAGCAAAGGCCGCAUUAGAGGCAAGAGGGUUGGCCGUCCUGGGAUAGGAGCAGGGUCUGCUGUGGUGGGGCUCCAGGGCUCCCCCGACCAUGGCAGUCCACCACGGAAAGGCCUCCCCGGAGCUGGAGGUGCAUCUGGGACAGAUGGGGAGUUUGAUGCCUGGACAGACCUCCAUUCCAGGGCUAGUUCAUCAGCCUCGACCCUUAGUGGGCGUCUGUCACCCAUCCUUGCAGAGGAGGAGCCUGAGGAACCAGAGGAGGGUGGCCUGUCCUGUUCCACCUCACCCCAUCUCUACCCCUCACCGACCAGUGCCCGCUCUCCGUCCAUGGGGGCAGGAAAUCGGUGUCCCCCCCUUGAGCAGUUGCCUCAACUGGCUAACCUGACAGGUGCCAUCAGUUUGGAUGAGCAGCUGAUGGAGGAUAGUUAUCAUCACCAUCACCCACAGCAGCAGCAGCAACACCAGCAGCAUCCAGCUGUAGGCAGACACAAGCACCAAACCCCAGUCUACCACUACAGCUCUGGAGUCAAGGGGCAGAGCUCCUAUGGUGCAGGUGUCUAUGGUGCAACAGGCAUGGGGAUGCUGCGCCACCACUCCCCCAUGCAGACCAUUCAGGAGAACAAGCCAGCCAGUUUCUCUGGAACCAUGCGGGCAUACUCCAGUACCAAUGCCCUACAGAGUCUGCUAACAGGGGGUCCAGCUGGACAGCAAUACUGCUCCAAGGACAUGAUGCUGGGACAGGAGCGGGAAAGCCAUCCUAUGAUUGGUCAAGCUACUAAUGGAGUGGGCUCCAACCAUCACAGCCACCACCCCGGUCACCACAAUGGCCACAGCCACAGCCACAAUGGACCUCAUAGUCACAGCUCAGCUCAUAGCCAUAACAGAACUCACAGCCAUACCCCUAACCAUAAUCACAACAGUGUAACCAACCACAACUCACCUCACAGCCUCGUUCACAACAGUCGCAACCUCAACCAGAGCCAUAACCACACACCCCCCCAGGCUGCGGCCCUGACUCCACGUGGCAACAGCAAUCAGCUGCAUACCUACAACCACAAAGCUCCCUACCUGUACAGCCCCCCAUCACAUGCCCACCUCCCCGCCUCCACCACCCUCCCCCCAAACCCAGCCGGUAUGCUCGGCAUGCCCCAGGACUCCUGCCAUGUGGCCACCGCCCCGCACCCCCGUCACAACCAUUACCCUGACCCACAGCACCAAGGCAUGACUAACGGACCUUACCACCACGGCCAGGGGAUGGGGAACGGUAGCAUUGGUAGCAACUACCACGGCUAUCACCAACCUCAUCCCCAUGAGAGACUACCAGCUGACUUGGACAUUGACAUGUUCCACGGGAGCUUGGACUGUGAUGUGGAGUCCAUCCUCCUCCAUGACAUUAUGGACUCUGGGGAGGAGAUGGACUUUAACUUUGACUGCUCCCUAGCCCAGGGUGUGGGCAUUGGCAUGGGUAUGGGCAUGGGUGUGACCAUGGGCAUGGGGAUGGGAAUGAGCAGUCUGGCCGGUCCACAGCAAGCCCAUAGCAACCAGAGCUGGGUGCCUGGCUGAAAGCCUAGGAUGACACGUCCCAUCCUAAGAAAGAACAACCCCACCCAUGAAGCACUGUGCUCAACUGUGACAUUCCUGACUUGACACAGAGACUAUACGACCAAUGCUCCUGUCUCUCUUUGUUGUCUUGACAGUUCUUCUGUCACCCCCC
Molecule: messenger RNA, 3292 nt
Organism: Lates calcarifer (barramundi perch)
Lineage: Eukaryota; Metazoa; Chordata; Actinopteri; Centropomidae
Product: forkhead box protein O3-like
Exons: 2
Coding region: 928-3141 (737 amino acids)
Biological process (GO): regulation of transcription by RNA polymerase II
Cellular component (GO): nucleus
Molecular function (GO): DNA-binding transcription factor activity, RNA polymerase II-specific; RNA polymerase II cis-regulatory region sequence-specific DNA binding
Source: RefSeq, a predicted model, not a curated record